CAAUCAGAAACAGGCCAUGGAAGCAUAUGGAAUGAUUCGAAAUGUGGGUUUUAUGUGGCUGAUUCUCUGUGUUUUUUGGACACUUUCAAUGGCAUCCGUUGCAGAGGACAACCCUCCCGGAGAUGGUUCCGAUGACAUGAGAGACAGGUACCAGAAAUGGAUCGAUAAAUAUGGUCGAGAAUACAAGAGUGGAGAGGAGCGGGAGAAGAGGUUUCCGAUUUAUCAGUCUAAUGUUCAAUACAUUGACUACUUCAAUUCUCUGAAUCGCUCAUAUACUCUGGCUGACAACAUGUUUGCAGACCUUACAAAUGAUGAGUUUAAGACAACUUAUUUGGGAUAUCUAACUGAUUGGUCUCCUGACACAUGCUUCAAAUAUGGCAACAUUGUUAAUUUGCCUACUAAUGUUGACUGGAGAAAGGAAGGUGCAGUAACUCCGAUAAAGGACCAAGGCCAAUGCGGGAGUUGCUGGGCGUUCUCGGCGGUAGCAGCUGUGGAAGGCAUCACCAAAAUAAAAACAGGAAAGUUGGUGUCUCUAUCAGAACAAGAGCUCCUGGACUGCGAUGUUAUCUCGGGGAACCAGGGAUGUAGUGGUGGUUUCAUGCCCAAAGCAUUUGAGUUCAUCAAGAAAAUUGGAAUCACUACAGAAAAAGAAUAUCCAUACAGGGGAGUUGAAAAUGUAUGCAACAAACAAAAAGUGAGAUACCACUCUGCGACAAUAAGUGGGUAUGAAAAAGUACCUGCCAAUGAUGAGAAAAGCCUAAAAGCUGCAGUUGCUAACCAGCCAGUCUCUGUAGCAAUUGAUGCAGGGGGGUAUGAUUUUCAGUUCUAUUCUGGCGGAAUCUUCUCAGGGAAUUGUGGAAAGCAACUCAAUCAUGGAGUGACAAUAGUUGGGUAUGGGGAAGACGUCGGUAAAAGUUACUGGCUUGUCAAGAAUUCAUGGGGUACUAGCUGGGGUGAAUAUGGUUAUGUAAGAAUGAAAAGUAAUUCAAGUGAUAAGCGAGGUACUUGUGGCAUAGCCAUGGAUGCUAGCUACCCCAUCAAAGACUGAGCAUAUUUC
Momordica charantia (bitter melon) is the source of this 1057-nucleotide messenger RNA. Its product is annotated as senescence-specific cysteine protease SAG39. Lineage: Eukaryota; Viridiplantae; Streptophyta; Magnoliopsida; Cucurbitales; Cucurbitaceae. Gene Ontology annotation, molecular function: cysteine-type peptidase activity. Gene Ontology annotation, biological process: proteolysis. The record is from RefSeq and is a predicted model, not a curated record.